CACCGUAGUCGCGCGAUGCACCCCGCCACGCUCGGUCCCGCACUCGGAGGCGCCGCCGGUCGUCGUACGUUUCGCUUUCGUCGAGCAUUGUCCUACCCCGAUGAUACGUUUGGCGGUCGAAGGGUGGCGGUGAGUCCCGACAAAGAGCACCUUGUUUGCCGAGGAUCUCGUCCAGCCGAUGACGCUCGCGAGUUCUUCCUAAUUGGGAAUACGCGACGAAUGAUCUCGGGGAUCGAGUCGUCGCCAUAUUGCUGAGACACGACAACCAUCCCGAAGCGCGUUUCGCAACGCGGUGCAGUGCAACGAUACGGUGCGGUGGUGAUAUGGUGGUGGAUGUUUCGUACGUUCCGAAGUUGUUUUUUGACAAUGGCCGCCGGUAGCGAGAUCGCGCGAUAACCCCGGCAUCGCGGAGGAUCGCCCGUUCGUUUUCUCUUGCGCUCGUGCCUGCGAGGGUCGUUGAACUAGGGAUGUGAGCUACUGAAGGUGGGAUCCUCAGGAACCGUGAGGUCCUCGCAAUGGAGGCAGGACCAAAGCAACAGCAGCCGCCGCAACAGCAACAGCCGCAGCAACAACAGUCGCCUCAGCAGCAACAGCAACAGCAACAGCAGCAGCAAAACUCAUCCGGCAGUGCGACUCAGACUCAGAACCAAGUAACUAUCGGUCCUCAGGGUGGCCUAACGCAGGGUCAAGGUCAGCAGAAUGCGGAGGACGCGCUCGCGGCGGCGGAGAACACCCCCGUUAGUGAGGGUGUUCUUCUCGCUCGGAUCCACGUGCCCGAGCUUUACGUCAGCAAGUGUCUGCAGUUCCCGAAGGAUCAGCUAGUCUGGGACGUGAAGCAGCAAUGCCUGGCGUCCUUGCCCAAGGUGGCCACUUGGUACAGGGAGCUGAAGGAGAGCUUCAAUUACGGCCUCUUCUGCCCGCCGGUAAAUGGAAAAGCCGGGAAAUUCCUGGACGAGGAACGCCGCCUCGGCGAUUAUCCUUUCAAUGGACCUGUCGGGUACUUGGAGCUCAAGUACAAGAGGCGGGUGUACAAGAUGCUGCAUCUGGACGAGAAACAGCUCAAGGCUAUGCACACCAGGACGAAUUUGCGGAGGCUAUUGGACUAUGUGCAGAGCAGCCAGGUCGAGAAGAUCGCGAAGAUGUGCAGCAAGGGGCUGGAUCCUAAUUUCCAUUGUCAGGAAACGGGAGAGACACCGCUAACCUUGGCGACGACCUUAAAAAAGCCGUCCAAGGUAAUAAUUGCAUUGGUCAAUGGCGGCGCUCUGCUGGAUUAUCGAACGAAGGAGGGUUUAACCGCGAUGCACCGCGCUGUCGAACGGAACAGUUUGGAAGCGGUGAAGACACUUUUGGAGCUGGGUGCUAGUCCAAAUUACAAGGAUACCAAGGGCUUGACGCCGCUCUACUACAGCGUCAUUUACAAGACCGACCCGAUGCUUUGCGAGACGUUGCUUCACGAUCACGCGACGAUAGGAGCUCAAGAUCUCCAAGGCUGGCAGGAAGUCCAUCAGGCAUGUCGCAACAAUCUGGUGCAGCAUCUGGACCACCUGCUCUUCUACGGCGCUGACAUGAACGCGCGCAACGCGUCCGGUAACACGCCGUUGCACGUGUGCGCGGUGAAUAACACGGACGCCUCGUGCAUACGUCAGCUACUCUUCAGGGGCGCGCAGAAGGACGCGCUGAAUUACGCGAACCAAACGCCGUACCAAGUCGCGGUGAUCGCAGGCAACAUGGAGCUCGCCGAGGUCAUCAAGAAUUAUCAGUCGGAGGAAGUCGUACCGUUUAAAGGGCCGCCACGCUACAACCCGAAGCGACGCUCGGUGGCCUUCAGCGGCGUCUCCUCGAUGAUGACGACGAGUUGCUCGGCGAGCAAUCUGGGCACCCUCACCAGGAUACCGUCCACCGAACAGCACGCGGUGGCGUCUAACGCCGGUGGUGGCGGUGCCACUGGUACCCUCACCAGAACCAUCUCGGUGGAACAGUACUCGAGUAUCACGCGAGUACCAUCUGCCGAGCAGUAUGCCACCACCGCCGCGGCGACCGUGAGUCUGAACCGAGUACCGUCCACGGAACAACCGUACCCACCACCUCCGUCGUCCGGCACGCUCGUCCGAGUCUCGUCCGAGGAGAAAUACGCGCCGCCUGGAGCUGUGCUGAGCAGAGCCUCGUCCGGCGAGCGUUACGACAUCACCCUGACCAGAGUACCGUCCUCCGAGCAGUACCCGACCGCAAAUACGCUGAUCAGAGUACCGUCCACGGAGCAAUACCCAACCGCCGCAGUGGGCCUGACCAGAGUACCGUCCACAGAUCAGUAUCCCUCCACCGGUGGUGGGAUCGCGAUCGUCGGUCAGAUGACCGAGUCGAGCCACCACGGAAGCCUCGGCAGAGUACCGUCCGUAGAGUCGAGCAGAAACGAUUUACCGAGAAUACCGUCCGAACAAAACGGCCACCGACUGACGUCGGAGUACCAGAGUCCGAAUUCCUUGAGAGAUCCUAACGCGAGAUUGCCAAGCGCCGCGGAGAAUUAUUCAAACUUGAGAAUGGAGGGCCUGACGAGGCUGCAAGAGCAUCGGCUCGAGCUGCAGCAUCGCCUCGAUAUGCAUAGAACGCAGAUGGAGAUGCCGCCGUCGCCGUCGCCGAGCAGCAGGAGUUUAGCGCCUUUCAGCUCGGCCAGCUCGAGCUUGUCCGAAGGCAGCAAUCAGCCAUCCGGCGAAGACUCGGCCAGCAUCGUCACAGACAAGAGCCUCGGCGACACGGCGUCCGAUGUGAUCAGCGACAGUUCCGGGGUGGGAACCUCGCAAUCGGACACGACCAAUUCAUUAUCCAUUCCCGGCACAACGGUGGUCUGCGUGGAGAGCUACAACAGUGGGAUCACUGGCCAUCUGACUAUCAAUCAAGGAGACAUCCUCGAAGUCACCGGUGCCACCGACUGCGGCCUCUUGGAAGGAGUCUUGCGCGGACAGGGUACCGGCCUGUUCCCUGCGCAUUGCGUUCAGGAGGUCCGGCUACGUCACACGAAUAUACCUCUAGGCCCGCAACCGGCGAGAGACGGACGGAAUCGAGUUCUGGGCCGUAGAGAAUCACAGCACAAGUACUUUGCCACCGCGCCCAGAUUAAAGAAACCCGUCACGUCGGAGCCGCGCACUGUUGUUCUUCAUCGUUCGAGGAAAGGCUUCGGCUUCGUAUUGCGCGGCGCCAAGGCCACCUCGCCGCUAAUGGAACUCACACCGUCUGCCAAGUACCCGGCGUUGCAAUAUCUGGACGAUGUCGAUCAAGGAGGCGUGGCCGAUUUAGCAGGUCUCCGAAAAGGAGAUUUUCUCAUUCAAAUUAACGGCGAGGAUGUGACGACGGCCUCCCACGAACACGUGGUCGAUCUGAUAAGAAAAUCGGGAGAGCUGGUACGAAUGACCGUGGUCUCUCCGGUGAUCAGUCUUCCGAAUUCUCAAUCGGCGGCCGCGUUGCCAACUAGUCAACCGAUUCAGAGACAAUACGCAACCUUGCCGCGCAAGGGCAAUAACAAUGUGGUGAUCGGCGGUACACUCGGCAGGUCUCCAGCUCCCAUACCGCCACGAAGAGAUCCGAAGACCACGCUAAGCGUGGGACGCGCGAGGGCACGAUCCAUGGUCGCGGGACUAGAAGGAGGCGGCGAAAGGGACGACCGUGACGAAAUCGCGUCGACUGGUGCGAAGUCGAGCAGCGCAGAAUCGAUUCACAUGCCGCAGCAGCCGUCGACCGGAUCGAACACCGGCCAGAACACUCCGGUGCAACCGAGAACAGCUAGUAUCCGAUCGCGUCCGACCUCCAGCAGAAUCACUGCCGCGGAACUUGAAGAACUAUUUCAGCGGCAGCAGGGUAGCGCCGGCAGUCAGUACAGCUCGUCCAUGAUGAGCUCCUCUCACUUUCAGACUACUGGUCAGUCUACCAAGUCGCAUCCGUCGUCGCCCGCCAAGACCGGCAGGGUGUACGCGAGCGUGGCGGAGAUGAAGCGCAAGGGCAAAUCUCAAUCGAGAGUACGCUUCUUUGGGGGUUUGGGCGGCGGUUCCGAUCUUCACAGGGAUUUUCAUAGCACGCCGGAUCUCAACGUGCAAGCGCAAGCGUCGUCCGUUCUGGCGCCCAAGUGCCAUAGAAGUCAGGAAGACGUAAACGCUCUGAAUGGUAGAAAUGGUCUUCCACCACCGAAUCAUCCACCGCCGCCUCCACCGGUCGGGCAAGUCAUUAAGGUGAAUAUCGGUGCCAACGUGCCGGACGUCGUUACGCCAGCCUCGGUUUACGAUAACAUGGCGCAUAUCCAGCAAGUCAAAGAACUCGCGGCGGCCACGGUCGAAGGUGGCUACGGAGUGAUGUCGAGCUUCCGGCCGUCGAACAACGCAAAGCUAUAUGCCUCGCCGGAAGACAUGAAGACCGUCGGAUAUCGCUCGCGUAGUUUACCAGCUAAUCGCCCGCAUCUGAGGAAGUCUCACAGUCUACGCAGCGCGCCAAGUAAUACCACGUUCAAGCCUACCGGCAGUCAGCAAGCGUUAAAUACCAACAUUAAUAUGAAUAGUAACAGCAACGGUAACAAUUCAGUCAACAAUCAGUACGCACAGCCGUUGAAGACAACCAGAAGUCACAGCACGGCUGGCAUUCGCGAACAAAAAAAGACGGUUGUGAGCACCAGCUCGUCCGUCACGAAUCUUUCGUCGAUCGUGUCUGGCGCGAAUGGAACGCCCACGCCCUCUUCGGCGCCGCCGAUCCCCGAGCCGGAUUACAGUUUAUCAGAAUCGGAAAACGAUGAGGGCGAGGAUGAGACGGACGAAGAUGGCGAGUCGGAAAUUGCGAAAGAACUGGAAAAGGCAGCGGCACGCGAGAAACUGGAGGCAACGCGAGAGACAUCCGGUAACUCCAAUACAUCUGGCUCGAGCUCCUCGGGCAGCGGCUCGCUGCCGCAUUCGUUCAGCGUUGAAGAAAUUCAGAAAGUGCGCACGCAAUUAAAGUCAUCUAAGAGCCACCCGAACGAUUUUCUACUGCAACAAACGCAACAGUCGCUCGUCGAAGACGGUGAUAAUAGCUCGAGCGGAGUUAGUUCGGAUCAGGAUGUGCCGGUGGGUCCACCGAUGGGUUUCGAUGAUACCGCUGCGCGGAAUCUGGCCAAUCAGGAGAGCAAUCAGCAUUCAACACCGGGAGGCCCGACUCUACUGACCGGUGUCAAUCCGGUUGAAAAGGAAAGCAACCAGACCAAACGACCAGGCUACGGAGGUAGCGGUUUGCUGACCAGGCAUGCGGUCAGCCUAGCACAAUUGCCACCACCGAUCGAAGCCGACGCUGAGGAACAGAACAACGAUCUAUUCGUACCGCCACCGCCGGAGUUCAACGCUGGCCCAUCCGCCGGAGGCCAAGACCACGAAGUAGUGGUAUUUGCACCGCCGCCGCAGUUCUGCGAUAACAAACAGCAACAGCAGCAGCAGCAGACCGCGGCGCAAAAUCGUGUCAAGAUAAUCGGCGCGAUUCCCAAGGCUGCCGGGAAUCAGGUGAAGGCGUCGGGCGGUCGAUUGCCAUAGAGAGGAAAUUACAGGAUGAUUGAUUUAUUCGUAUAUUACUUCCCGACAAGGCGAACAAAAGAGAAUUUGUAACACGUACAUCGCGAUUUCGAAGUCAAUAUAUUUAGAGGCUUUCUGCCUUUUCGGUAGUGAUCACCGCGCGACGAGCGUAUUAAAGUUAGACUACAUCGAUCCGAUAAGGAAGGAUCGACGAUCCGCGCGAGCGUAUGCAGAGCGCGGUCGCUUGGACAAUUUUUUUCCAAGAGUAAAUCGUAUUCUACUCGAGCGUCUAGAAGUCAUAGGAAGUAUACCGAGAAGAUAAUCGAGCGCGUUUUUACCAAGUAAGUUUACGAGUGUGAGCGUGUACGUUCGAUUGCACCACAAAAUAGAGGAUUGGUUUGUCGCACACGAGCGCACGAUCGAUCAUAAAGUUUUGUCCAUCACCACCCCGUCUGUGAGUGAGCCGACAGAUCCGCAAACCGAUUCGCUGCGUCGUAUGGAGAAAGUGAGCGGCCUAAGGGCACGAGAAAGAUGGCAUACAUACAUUCCGACAGGAGAAAGACGAACGACGGAAAA
Messenger RNA from Pogonomyrmex barbatus (red harvester ant), 6089 nucleotides. It is a transcript of the gene Prosap, whose product is annotated as SH3 and multiple ankyrin repeat domains prosap. Gene Ontology annotation, cellular component: dendritic spine; postsynaptic membrane; postsynaptic density. The record is from RefSeq and is a predicted model, not a curated record. Gene Ontology annotation, molecular function: synaptic receptor adaptor activity; ionotropic glutamate receptor binding. Lineage: Eukaryota; Metazoa; Arthropoda; Insecta; Hymenoptera; Formicidae.